AUGGCGAAACCAACCCAUGAAGACCACCAGGUGGAAGGCUCUGCAACAAUGUGGCCGCCUGGCACCAUCUGUCUCGACGACAUGAGGCCGUCAGACGACAGGCAGGUCAUCCUUCAACCACGACCGAGUGAAGAUCCCAAUGAUCCACUCAACUGGUCCAAAUGGCGCAAGUACUGGAACUUCGGCCUUGUUUGUUUCUACGUGGCCAUGGUCGCCGAGUUCAUCAAUGCUAAUUCGCCAACAUGGGGAGCGAUGAACAAGGAGCUCGGAUACUCGUACGAGAUCUUGAAUGAUAGUUACGCCGUGGGCUGCGCUUCUCUCGGGCUCGGUUCCAUCAUCCUGAUCCCGUUCGCCCUCAAGUACGGCCGUCGACCAAUCUACAUCUUUAGCACGGUGCUGCAGUUCGCUCUCAGCAUAUGGUCGGCAAAGAUGCAGACCGUCGCCGACAUAAUGCUGAUCAACAUCCUCCAAUGCUUUUUCGGGAGUCUUGCUGAGACCAUCGUCCAGAUGACCAUCGCGGACCUGUUCUUUGUGCACCAGCGCGGAAAGAUGAAUGCAUUCUACAUCUGGACCUGGUAUGUCGCCACUUACCUCGGUAUCUUGAUCGCCGGUUUUGUCGCCAAGGGUCAGGGAUGGAGAUGGAUCUGGUGGUGGAACGUCAUCUUCUUUGGCAUUACUAUCUUUGUCGUGUUCUUCGGUUACGAAGAGACCAAAUAUAUCCCGCCCUUCCCUACAAGUUUGCCUCAGUCGACGGAGCCUCAUGAUACCGCUCUGCCAAAUGCAGAUGGAGAGAAAGUGGACGUGAAGACCUCUGACCAGGGCGUCGCCAAACUUCACAGGUCGAUCCGAGAAGCAGAGCAAGAUUCGCCUGUGAAUCUUCACACGGUUCACAUAAACCCCGACAUUCCGGUCAAGACCUACUGGCAGAGACUGGCCAUCCUCACCACCACGUCGUCUUCCGAGGGAGGAGCGCAGUCUUUCCUGCGUCACACCUGGCAGCCUCUCGUCCUCCUCGGCACCAUCCCUGCUGUAGCCUUCGCAGCCCUUGUCUAUGGCAUUUUGACGGGGUUGGGAGAUACUAUGUCUGCCACGUUGUCGACCUAUCUGCCCGAGCCUCCUUACAACUUCAACUCUGACCAGAUUGGCCUCAUGAGCAUCCCUAGAAUGAUUGGCUCCACGAUUGGCCCUCUCGUUGGGCCGCUCAGCGACUGGUGGAUCGUGUACCUCGCCCGCCGCAAUAAAGGCAUAUACCAGCCGGAAACCCGGUUGUGGUGCAUCAUUCCCUUCCUGGUAUUCGUCCCUGCCGGUUCACUGAUGUUCGGUAUUGGCCUGAACAACUCUGUGCCCUGGCCCGUCAUCGCAGUUGGGCUCGCUCUGUACCAGGUUGGGAUCACCUCGAUCAAUACUAUUGUUUUGACCUACUUGACCGACUGCUACCAAGACAUAAUUGGAGACGCUUUGGUCGGUGUGACCGUCGUCCGUAAUACCUUUAGUACUGCAUUUGUCUUCGCCGUCACGCCCUGGGCCGCGAAAGUGGGUAUCAAAUGGGUGAUGGUCACCAUUCUAGUCAUCGCGUGCGUUAUCCUGUUGUUUUUCAUCGUCUUCAUCAAGUGGGGAAACAUGUUCCGAGCUCGCUUUGCUUCGAGAUACCACUAUUACGCUGCUAGGCAGUACAAGGAGAGAAACCACUAG
Clonostachys solani is the source of this 1692-nucleotide messenger RNA. The record is from the annotation of a GenBank genome assembly. Lineage: Eukaryota; Fungi; Ascomycota; Sordariomycetes; Hypocreales; Bionectriaceae.